Messenger RNA from Pristis pectinata (smalltooth sawfish), 960 nucleotides. RefSeq names its product C-C chemokine receptor type 4-like. Gene Ontology annotation, biological process: chemotaxis; G protein-coupled receptor signaling pathway; immune response. The record is from RefSeq and is a predicted model, not a curated record. The transcript is spliced from 4 exons. Gene Ontology annotation, cellular component: membrane. Gene Ontology annotation, molecular function: chemokine receptor activity. Lineage: Eukaryota; Metazoa; Chordata; Chondrichthyes; Rhinopristiformes; Pristidae.
AUGAAUGACCUCAGAUUCAUAAGGGUCCUGGGCAGGGGUAUGCCAACGAACCCUCUAGUAGUCCAGAAGAAAAUGUAUGAAAUAGGUGCCAGCAAGGACUUCAACAGCGACAACCCAGGAAAAACUAUCGCAAGAAGGAGAGCCCAGAGUUUGGAACCCAUAGGUCUGGCCAGUUCAUCUCAGAUGGGUCUUGUACUUGACUUUAAUUUCAGCCUGAUUCAGAAUAUUUUAAUUUUGUGGAUCUUGAUGAGAUACAAGAAGCCAAAAGCUACCACAGUCAUCUUUAUUUUGAAUCUGGUCACCUCUGAUCUGCUUUUUGCCUGCUCACUUCCAUUCUGGGCUGUGGAUCAUACACACGGAUGGAUCUUCGGCAAGACCACGUGCAAGAUAAUCACUUUGAUCUUCUUUGGCGGCUACCACAGUGGAAUCCUGCUGCUGACAUUGAUGACUGUGGACCAAUACUUUGCAGUGGUUCAUGCUCUGCCCGCUGUGAGAAUCAGAAAGCUCUGCUAUGGUGUGGUGGCCUGUUUGGUAGUUUGGUGCAUUAGUAUCUUGGCCACUGAAAUGAUCUUUGCAGAUAUCAUAGUCAGCGUAGAUCAAAGCUUUUCCUGUGGAAGUAUCUAUCCAAAGGGGAGUGAACUAAUAUGGCAACUGUUAGGGUAUUAUCAGCAAAAUAUCUUGUUCUUCUUAAUCCCUUUCAUUGUAAUUGUGGCAUCUUUCACCAAGUGUCAAAACAUUGCUUAUUUCCAUUGUUAUCUAAAUCCUUUCUUUUAGGUUUUUAUGGGUACAAAGUUCAGAGAACAUUUAAUCAGGGUUGCAGGUGAAAGGUUCCCCUAUUUGAAAACUUGCAAAGAAGUCAACAGUGCAGCACCAAAUAGAACUGCUCUCAAAAUUAUUCAGAUAUUAAACAGUAUUAGAAGCGUAGGGCCAAUUAUCCUUGCUAUUCUGGUAGAUUUCUGA